GUCAACAAUCUUGCUUUUACAACUCUCACUUACAAGAAUUGACACAUCAUCUCUUUGCGUUCUGUACUGGGUUGAUCUCGGAGGAGAUACAUUUCAGCAAUUGGACAGCCAUCGCCCAAGAUGGCCUCCCCUUCCGGGAAUGUCACCAUCGAGUCACCAUUUGCUCGCGCUCUCGUGGCAGGCGGCAUCGCAGGCACCACCGUGGACCUCUCUCUCUUUCCAAUCGAUACUUUGAAGACGCGACUUCAAUCUUCCAAAGGAUUUGCUGCGUCAGGCGGUUUCCGCGGUGUAUACCGGGGCGUGGGGUCCGCCGUGGUGGGGUCCGCACCGGGGGCCGCACUUUUCUUCGUGACGUACGAGACAAGCAAGCGACUGCUGAAGCAGGCGCGAGAAGCAGACGAAAACCUUGCUGGAGGGGCUGGGCUCGGGACACUGAAAACAUGGGCAGGGCCAGUAGAACACAUGAUAUCCGCAAGUUUAGGUGAAGUCGCCGCAUGCGCCGUGCGGGUACCGACAGAAGUCAUCAAGCAGCGAGCGCAAGCAGUGCAGCACCCGUCGUCGCUCGAGGCAUUGAAACACAUUCUGACCCAAAGGAGCUCCAUCGGACUGGGUGGCGUCUGGCGGGAAUUGUAUCGAGGCUGGAACGUGACAGUCAUGCGGGAGGUGCCUUUUACCGUGAUUCAGUUCCCGCUGUGGGAGGGGAUGAAAGAGGCAUGGAGGCAGCGGAACCGGACGGGCCUGGAAGAUGAUGUACCGGCUUCACUGGGAACGCUUGGGAGGACACGCCCUGAUGAGGCGGUGUCUGCCGCAGCAAGUGGUGUCUUUGGCUCAAUAGCGGGCGCGGUUGCGGCCGGUGUGACCACGCCUCUGGAUGUGCUGAAGACAAGGCUGAUGCUGUCGACGGCGCGGAGGCAAAAGGUUUGGCCUAUGGUGACGCAAAUCAUGCGCGAGUCGGGCCCCCGAGCAUUCUUCGCGGGCAUUGGACCCCGUGUAUUCUGGAUCUCCGCUGGCGGAGCAAUUUUCCUGGGUAGCUACCAAUGGGCUUAUAAUACAUUUGGAGGACAGACCGGUCGUCGUCACUAAGGUUUCAUGAGAGAACAGGACCUUUUAUCUUGUAAAUGUUUGUUUUUUUCCGAUUAAAUUGUAGAUAUAUUUGUAUAUAGAGCUGGGAGGGUCAAAGGGGACUGCAUAUAGACACAGCCACA
Messenger RNA from Xylona heveae TC161, 1205 nucleotides. RefSeq names its product mitochondrial carrier. The record is from RefSeq and is a predicted model, not a curated record. Gene Ontology annotation, cellular component: mitochondrial inner membrane. Gene Ontology annotation, biological process: transmembrane transport. Gene Ontology annotation, molecular function: S-adenosyl-L-methionine transmembrane transporter activity. NCBI's taxonomy places the organism in Eukaryota, Fungi, Ascomycota, Xylonomycetes, Xylonales, Xylonaceae. The coding region runs from base 121 to 1083 and encodes 320 amino acids. The transcript has 2 exons.